Messenger RNA from Melanotaenia boesemani (Boeseman's rainbowfish), 1608 nucleotides. Its product is annotated as dynein regulatory complex subunit 2-like. Lineage: Eukaryota; Metazoa; Chordata; Actinopteri; Atheriniformes; Melanotaeniidae. Gene Ontology annotation, cellular component: axoneme; axonemal dynein complex. Gene Ontology annotation, biological process: axonemal dynein complex assembly; cilium-dependent cell motility; regulation of cilium movement. The transcript has 9 exons. Bases 172 to 1608 code for a protein of 478 amino acids. The record is from RefSeq and is a predicted model, not a curated record.
GACCCCAAACAUCGACAGACGAAGACACACACGCACGCUGCAGUUGUUUUUACUUCACUGGUAAAGUUUAAAAUAUUCACAGAAAGCGAGCCCGCGAUCGUGUGACGGCUGAAGGAGAAGCUUCUUUAUAUUAUUCAGAGGAAACGCACGCGGAUCAGGAGGACGGGAAUUAUGCUGAAGAAAGUGAAGACAGGACUUGGAAAGAGGAUGGAGGAGCCAGUCCUGCAGCUCCAGCAAAAAGUUCAGGCUGAGGAGGAGAUGGCCAAGAAGAAGGAGGAGACGCUCACGCUGUACCUGCAGGAUAAGCUGCAGACGGAGCAGGAGAGAUCUGCAGUGAAGCUAGAGAAGCUGACCGACACCUGGAGGACGAUUCUGAGUCAGACCCAAGACCUGGAGCUUCGAAGUGACAUUACUGUGUUACACCAGACAUUUGAGAAGAAGCUGGAUAAGCUGAACUCUUUGAUUAAGAAACUGAAGGGUGAGCUGCAGGAGGCGAAGCUUCAGGAGACGCAGGCGCAGCAAAGCCACCUGGAUCAUGUGGAGCGUCUUUGGCUUCACCACAAAGAACACCUGGCAAGUCUGCAACAGCAAUGGAACAAAGCCCUCGAGGACCAGCAGUCCCGCCACAGAUCUGAGAGGGAGCAGAUGCUGGUCCAGAUCCAGCAGCGACGAGUCCAUCUGCAGGAUCUGCAGCAGCAAAUCCAACUCCGGGACGACAUGUUGUCUGCAGAACAGAGCAGCGAAGAGGAGAUGGAAAAGCACAAGCUCUAUCUGAUGGAAAACUUGCCUAUGUCCACUGUGGACAAGGAUGAGAAAUGCAUGACCGAUACAAAGGAGGUGAAGGGCUGUGAAGGGCUCCACAAUGUUGAUUUUGACAAGCAGAUCAUCAGAAAGCAGCAACAACAGAAUUUAAACCAGAGGAGAAAUAUGAGGCUGAAGGUUAAGUUGGAGGAGUUGAAGUCCACGGUAGCAGAGAUGGUUGUGAAGGAGCGGAAGCUGACCGGUACCAUCGCCAUCCUGAAAUACAGGUGUGGGCAGCUCCGAGAUCAGAUAAAAAAAAAUCGCAGAGCAUCCAGGAAACAGCUUGUCGAGGUCAUCAAUGCGGGCGACGCUGUCACCAAAAAACUGAAGGCCGUCGUCGCAAAGGAGGAGAGAAUGCUGCGUCGCAUCAAGAUAUGCCACAAGUUGGAGAGCAAAGUCGCUCCAUUGCUGUCACCGUGGCUGCCCAAUGACAGCUACAUACAGGAUCUCAGCGACUUUCAGGAGAAAACCAUCUGUCAGCAUGAUCUCAGCUACCUUCAGGUGAAAAUCAAUGCCGCCCUGAUCGCCCGGGAUACCCUCAAGAAACAGAGAGCCCACCUGAUCAAAAAGAAGCAGCAGCAGGAGCUGAGUCAGGACCCCGACUUUGCCGUGGUUGGACACCCGGCUCCUCUGCUUGCCUCCCAGGCCCCAGCCGUCCCCCUGUGCCUCAACCUGCUCCCGGGUCCAACACCCAACACACCGAGGAAGAGAAACAAAGAAAAAAUGUGCGAAUUAGAACAAGUGGAAGCUGAGCUGGACGCAAAGACAGACAAACUCACAUCUGUUCCAUCAUUGUGGAAGAAGUAG